CGUCCAUUGUAAGAUAAAGUAGUUAGAGAGCUAAUCGUCCAUUGGAAGAAACGUAGACUUUUCACCAGAUUCUAUGAGCGUUACCAAGAGGGGUUUUGUGUUUAAACUCCCCCUCCAGCGGACUUUGCAGGAAUGAAAAUGUUGGUUUUGCAAAACAUUUGUCUCAUGUUCAACAUUUGUCAAGCACUGACUUGCGCCAAUAUCGGGCAUCUACUUUUAACGCCUUACUUAAAAGAAGGGGAAAUAACUACAGCUAAAGAGCUCAGUAUAGUUCAUGACAAAGAUGGCGUCAUACCAACAAGUUAUUCAGGAUUUAUUACAGUUGAUGAACUUAUUGGAAAUCAUUUAUUUUUCUGGUUCUUCCCAGCCAUGAACUCUGACCCCAAAGCUCCACUGGUCAUCUGGCUAAAUGGUGGACCUGGCGUGUCAUCCGAAUUGGGUUUAUUUCAUGAGAACGGACCUUUAAAAUUUAGAGAAACAGAUAAUGGAGAAGUUGGAUAUGAAAGAAGAAACAGUUCUUGGGCCGAGACAUUUUCAAUGUUAUAUAUUGACAAUCCCGUUGGAGUUGGUUAUAGUUAUAGCGACAGCGGAGAGGAAGGUUAUAGAACAACACAAGAAGAGUACACUAUAGAUCUCUAUGAGUUCAUUCAACAAUUUUAUGUCAUGUUCCCAGAAUACUUGCAAAGAGAACUUUACAUUGGCGGCCAAUCAUACGCCGGGAAAUAUGUUCCGGCCUUCGCUUACAGAAUACACGAAGAAAUUCAAGUUAACAGAACCAGAAUUCCAUUAACAGGAAUUUAUCUUGGAGGACCUUUAAUUGACUUUGAAGUACAAGGUCCUAGACUCGCAGACUUAUUCUAUUCUUUAGGCUUUAUUUCUGCUAAACAAAGACAGGACUUUAAGAUUAGUUCUAAAAAGUUCAUUCAUAAACUUGUUUUUGGACAAAAAAAGUUUGUACCUGAUAAGGAUUUUGAAAAGGUUUCAAUGAACAGGGUUUGUAAUGGGUGUUGGGAUAAUUUACAUAACUUAGAGAAACCUCCGUAUGAAGCAGUUGGAAAAGUCAUGAGAUCGUUGCGCUUGAAAGUACAUGCUGGAAGUGUACCAUUUGAAGAAGCUAGUUAUUCGGUGCAUCUGAAGUUAAGUUCCGAUUACUUUGUCUCGACCACUGCUAAAUUUACAAAGCUGAUGGACAAUUACAAAGUUCUUGUGUUUGUUGGAAGCGAUGAUGGUGUAAUCAGCUCUCCCUCGGUGGAAGCUCUUUUGACCUCUAUCCCAUGGUCAUUGCAGCCUGAGUAUAAAGAUGCUAAAAAGUUGGUAUGGGUUGACCAGGAGAAGAAUAAGGUCAAAGGCUUCUACACUCGUGUUGGUCAGUUCUGUAGAGUUACCGUCUUAGGGGCCGGACAUCAAGUGCCCCAUGACCAACCAGAAAGCACUUUGUUAAUGAUGACCGAGUUCAUAAAGAAUGGUUGUAUUAGUGGAAAUUAAGUCAAAUUAGUAAAUCUUGCAUUUGAAAUAACUGUUUAUAUUUGGCUUGUACUUAAUGUCAUAGGUAUCCACUGUUUACGAAAUAAAAAAAAAGGUUCUAACCCCGCAUUAAUCUACACCAGAACUAGUAGCUCACCAAUUUUUAUAGCGGCAUAAAUCUCUUAAUGUUUUGCUGACUUUAGGACUAUGUAGAUACGAUAUUAUUACUAUUAAUGUUAAAAUUAGAAUUAAAAUUAAAAAUUUCCUACGAAAGUGAAACAAAUAA
This is a messenger RNA of Biomphalaria glabrata, 1750 nucleotides long. RefSeq names its product probable serine carboxypeptidase CPVL. Lineage: Eukaryota; Metazoa; Mollusca; Gastropoda; Planorbidae. The transcript is spliced from 3 exons. Bases 133 to 1485 code for a protein of 450 amino acids. Gene Ontology annotation, biological process: proteolysis. Gene Ontology annotation, molecular function: serine-type carboxypeptidase activity. The record is from RefSeq and is a predicted model, not a curated record.